Andrographis paniculata is the source of this 689-nucleotide messenger RNA. RefSeq lists its product as uncharacterized. NCBI's taxonomy places the organism in Eukaryota, Viridiplantae, Streptophyta, Magnoliopsida, Lamiales, Acanthaceae. The record is from RefSeq and is a predicted model, not a curated record. The transcript has 2 exons. The coding region runs from base 163 to 588 and encodes 141 amino acids.
AUCCCUAUUGCUGCUUUUCGUCUUCCCUAUUUAAGUCACUGCCCAUCUUCAGAUUCAUUAGGGAACUAAUUAAAGAAGUGUUUUUACAUCUCUAGGAACCAGUAGAUAGAUACAAUUAGACAUAUAUAUAUAUAUACUUUGGUUUUAGUUGCAGACAUUGUUAUGGAAGCUGCAGCAGCAUUGGAGUUAGAGGAUGAUGUCUUCUUCAAGGACUUAAGCAGACAAAUCUCACUUCUGAUCAUGGAUGAUGAAGAUGAUGGUCCUGGCUGUGAUGACUCGAUUGCGCAUUGCCCUUCGCUGAAUCUCCAGGCAUUCAAUCGGGAAAUUUAUCCAGUAGCGCCGGGUUUGGUCCUCGACUACAACCAGCAGAUGAACAAAAGGGAAAUAAAGGGCACGGGAGUGUUUAUCCCCCGUUCGAUGGCGAAUCCGAGGAGGAAGAACAUGAGGCAGGGAAGAUUCACAGCCUCUGGGAACAAGUUUCAGAGGAUUUCUGAUCAAAGCCCAAGAGGGGCUCUUCCUCAUAUGACUGCUAAUUACAGUAGCCAACACCACAAUGAUCACUCAUCAGCUAACCCUAGAAGAUCUUGAAUUUGAAUUUGAAUUUCGUCAUCAAGAUUCUAGAAUUGUAAUGUGCUAUGUGUAGCUCCUAAUAAUAAAUGGAAGAUAUGAGCAGAAUUUGUUCACAGGAA